This is a messenger RNA of Coprinopsis cinerea okayama7#130, 1122 nucleotides long. RefSeq lists its product as hypothetical. Lineage: Eukaryota; Fungi; Basidiomycota; Agaricomycetes; Agaricales; Psathyrellaceae. The coding region runs from base 1 to 1122 and encodes 373 amino acids. The record is from RefSeq and is a predicted model, not a curated record. The transcript has a single exon.
AUGAUCAUGUUCAAAGCCAAAUCCACCACCGCCUUCACCAGCGUCAAAAACAAGGUCGCAGCGGCACUCAAAGCGCCAGUCAUGCCUCCACCCAUGAAACGCGCCAACCUCUCCGCUGUGUCCAAACAGACCACUUAUCCACGCGGGAUCCUUGUCAAACCAACCCAACCCGCCGUUUCACGCCUACCGGUUGAUUUUGGCCGUCGAGUGGUCGCAUCGUGCAGCGGGUAUUCCAGAGGGGCGAGCGGAUCGACAUGGGGGACUGAAAGCUACUACAGCUCUUGCUUGGUCUCCGCCGCGGGCCCCGCCGACGACUGUGGAAGCCCCCUUCCGAUGCCGCCCCUGAUGACUGACCACGUCUAUGAAUCGGACCCUCCGAGCCCAGCACCCAUAUCGGUCGUGCCAUUCCCGCGGCGCACGGGUGUAUGGGACGGCGACUCUCUCUCAAGAGGAACAUCGCACAGCUGCUGCUGUUCCUCCUGCUGUCCCUUGUCCGCCUCUUCCUCUGUCGACUCAGCCGAUGGUCGUGGCGACUAUAUCAGUCCCCCCCCUCCUUUCAUGUCUCUGAACGUCUCAGCGUCUCAAACAUCUCCUCGUGCACCUCAGACGUCUCAGAGCCCCAGUCCAAGUCUCAGCGUCAGCCCCUGCUCCACGGCCACACCCACUCCGGCCCCCCGACGCCCCAAACUCGUCAAUCGCCCCGCCGCCCAAAAGGUGCGAGGGCCCGUCCUCGCCAUCCACCAGAUGCGGGGCUGCGAGUACUUUGGUAUAGUCAACGACGCCGAGGAGCAAUGGAUGGCGGAUGACCCUGUCAUUCGUAACCUCCACGACGCCGAAGCCUCCGUUUCAAACUCUUCCUCCCAACUCGAUUCUAGCGAACUCACCUCAGAGUCCGCUGUCGACAACAUCACCAAGUUGAGGAUGGAGGAGAUGUUGGGAGCUCGACCGGGCGGCGACGCGAGUUAUCAAGGCUUGAGUAACACUCUGGGUGUUCCUGAGCUUAACGAGCUCGAGCUCCAGUGGCUUUUGGUUAAUAUGAGGGAUUUUGUGAUGAGUCCUAGGGCGAUGGAGUGGUACGCUUUCUUCUCCUUUCUCGUUGGGCCUGCCCUUAUUUAUUGUUGA